GGGGCUGGACGCGAGCACCCUUGCGCACGGUUUCAACAUGGCGGACGACAAGAAUCAAUCGAUAUGCGACUCAGGGAGUCCGUCUCGAUCUCGGUGCCCAGUGGAUUGAACAACAACCAGCUCCGCAGGCAUAGCCCGAGCCGGAGCGUCGCCGUCGGGACCGGCGAGAUCGGCGAACGCAACGAGAACGCAACCGAGGAGCCGAUUGCCAGUCCCGAGCUGGACUACUCGAACGACAAGUCGGCGGACUUUCGGUUGGCCGAGGAUACCACCACGUGGUCCUCCCUGGCGAUCGCGCGCGACAACGUGCAGCAAAGCAACUUGUCAACGCAGCAGCUCGUCAACGUCAAUAAUAAUCUCACUGAGCCAAGGAUACAGAGGAACAGGUCUGUCGAGAGCCUCGCCGAUGACGAAGGCCCGAUCGAAGAGCAAUCCGCCAACGUAAACAACAAUCUAACCGAGCUGAGGAUACGAAGUAGCAGCUCCACUGACAGCCUCGCUGGUUACGAAGGGCGUAACUCUCCGCACGAGAACUCGUCGCACGAGUUGACGCCGUCUGAAUGGUCUGAUUGGUCCGAAGAAGGGAACCUGCCGGCAGGCUGCCGCGGCAUCGUCAAUCCCAAUUAUCCCGGCUUCCAACAUCUGGCACCUUCUCUGCUAUCGGAUACCGACCUAACCGAGGACGAGCACGAUAGCUGUUCCGAUUAUCCGCCGCUCCAUCAUCACGACGAAGUAGUAGUCCCACUGCCGUUGGAGAACGACAUCGAGUACAACAACAACAUCGACGAUAGUAUCAAUCAUCUCUGCGGCCAGCGCAACGACCGCAAGAUUUUCUACGAGAAGCCCAAGUUUAAUAUACAGACUGUGACCUCUCUGUACGAGGCGGUGGUGCCGCCUUCGGAAAAGUGUAUCAACUACGUGAAGAGCGUGGAGGUCUCUAGAUCCGAGGAAAAGGUGCUUUCGCCGGAGCCGGAGGAAGUUAUUGUGAACAGCAUCGUCGAGGCGGCGGAGACUCAUCUGACGCUGCUGGAGGAGCGGAAGGAGAGUCUGGCCGAUCAGGUGGACAAGCGCGGCCCUGAAUUGUCACAGGUAAUCUUCGAGGAUAAACGUGAGAGAGAGGUAUCCGUCGAGGUCGAGCUGGUGGAGUUGACCACCAGCGUGAAUGAAAGCCUGCAGUUUCCAGAGAUCGAGGAGAUCCUGGACUCCGGAAAGACUAGCGAGAUCGGCGAGACGGAGGAUAUCGCGGUGGAGCAUAUCGACCUAAUACGCGAGGCAAAGGAGUUGCCUCACCCAGACCGCACCAAAAUAGGCAACCGUCAGCCGGUGAGGACGACGACGACGACGACGACGACAACGACGACGACGUCGACGUCGACGUCGACGUCGACGGGCGGUUCGGCUGACGACGACGAGUCGGAGAGUAACAGCGACUACUCCGAGGGCUUUGCCGAGGAGCGACCGACCUACACGAAGCUGGAGGAAAUCGAUCUGCUAUCGAGCAUCGGUCGCGAUAUUGGCGUCGAUCUCGAGAAAUACGCCCAGCCAGUACCAGACGUGGUCGCGAUGGAGUCGAUCGAGAGUAUGCGCCAACCGCGGUCCACUUCGAUCAUCAAGGAUCAUGUGGACACCAACAAGUUACUGGAUCGCCAACUUCCGGAGGCGUCCAGCGCCGAUUCCCGGAAGAAGGAGAAGAUGGAAAACCAGGCCAAGCGCCGUCAGCAGCAGCAGCAACAACAACUGCAACAACAAUCGCGAAACUCUAACUCUCAGAGGCGUACCGAUAAGCGCAGGGUUGACAUCGAUAACGGAUCUGGUGGCUUCGACGUUUACAACAUUGAGACAGCGAUGCCAAAGAUCGAUUUGGAUGCGAUCGAGUCGCACCUUAGAGCUGCGCGUGAAGAGGAACGUCGAUGGCAUCAAGACGAUGAUAAAGAAGAAGAAACUACCACGAAAACGGAUAAACCUUCUGAACUGAUCAUGGAAGCCGCGGAUGAAGUGAAAAAAACAAAGGAAGAUUUGGAAAGAUCUGAGUACGAAAGGGAAGAUUUGAUUACACGAUUCGACAGAAUUGUACGAGGCGAACUUGAUGAUCUGCAGCGACGAAACGAUCGCGAGGAAAUCAGAAGGAGACUCGCUAUGGGGCCUGAUGCCGAAGAUUUGCGCGCCGAACGUGGUCGAAAACCGAGUCUUCAGUCGCGUCUUCAGAGCGGAAUGAACCUUCAGAUCUGCUUCAUGAACGAAACAUCAUCGGACACUGAGUCCCCGGGUUCAGAGAAUGACAUAUCUCCCGGCUCUACGCCUACGUCCCUUGGCUCGAAACAACUCGGCGGAAAGCAACAGGCACCAGCAAGACCACAGAUGUUGAGUCUUCCAUCUCUAAGACUCGAUACGUACGCCAACUCCACACCGCCGGUCGAUGAGGCCGACUUUUUCGCGCGGCAAGCCAGGCUGCAAACCGAAGCGCGAAUGGCCCUAGCACAGGCCAAGGAAAUGGCGCACAUGCAGAUGGAAGUAGAAAGACAGAGGUUGAAGCAGAGCCCCAUCACCGAGAUGGUGCGAUGUAGCCUGGAAAAAGUCGGUGUACAGCUCGGGGAGGAUAGGCGCAGGUUGUCCCGUGUACUUCUCACAGAAUUAAAUGUCGCGCAACUGCAAGUAGUAGCGAAUGACUUGCAUGCGAGGAUCGCCGCAUUAAACGAAGCGCUCGUCGAAGGACUUUUGAGAAGAGACGAUUUGCAUAUGGAGCAAGAUUCAAUGCUCGUUGAUGUAGAAGAUCUUACUCGAUAUUUAGGUGCCAAACAGGAAUCGUUGAAGAAAAAACAUCAAAACGUGCAGCAGGCAGCAAAUCGGAACUAUCAGCAAUCCUCUCCAGCCCCGAUGAAGCUGUCGAUGAAACCGAAAUUGACGCAUUUGAAUCGCGGCCUGGUUGCCCUUGUAAGAAAAUAAUCCUUCGUUGCGAGACUGCGCAGUCUCGUCGGAAAUUAAACUCCGAGCGGAAAGGGGCACCAUGGACUUUAGAGACGUGAAAAAGCGAAGAAAGAAAAAGUGGAAAAAUCUACGAGAAAGGAGAAAGAACUUGUUUUGGAAGAGAAGGUGGAAAAGAGAGGAGAUGAAGAAACUUUCUUUGACAGAUGAGAACGGAAUUAUUAUUAGGAAAAAAAAAAAAUGAAGAAAGCUUCUUUGAGUAAGAGGAUGAAAAAUCUCCUUUUCCAGAAAGAUGGUAUGGGAAUUUUCCUCGUAAGAAAAUAUUGUCAAACUGUAAAAAGAUAAUUGCAUUAGAGGCAUCGUGGUGUACGUGCUCGAAAACUUUGAAAAACGUAACGAUAGCUUUCGUAACGAUAAUGGUGGAAUCAUUUUCACCACUCUGAUAAAGGGAGAACAGCAAAUACUUGAGCAACUUUCCCUUGAAUUUCCAAUUUUUACAGCUUCGUUAAUCGUCGUUAAUCACGUGGAAGUAAAAAUUUACGUAUGUGCGUUCCACAUACUUAAGCGAACAGAGCAACGAUCCUUCGUUUGUACCCCACCAUUUGAAAUUUUCCAUCUCUCUCUCCCUCCUCUGUAUUCGCUCGGUCCCUAAGCUCAUGUCAAAUUAUGUCCCGUGACAUAUGCAUACAUGUGUUUACGAAUGUAUCGAUUAUUCGCCUUUAAAUAAUAGUAUAUAUAACAUUAGUGAGAACGGGUCCUUUCUCUCUGUUGUACAUAUAACGAAGAUUUAUAUCAGAUUAUUGUCGUAUAGAGAUUUCACGUGGUGUUUAAAGAAAGCGCUUCGUUCUGAUUGUCCAAUAUAAGUCGUUCACGCGUACGUUUAUGUGAUGUUAAAUAUUUCGUAAAAUCAUUUUGAUUUAAUUGCGUGUAGAGUAUUUCAACAACAAAUUUCUGUAUUUCUCUCUCUCUCUCUCUCUCUCUCUCUCUCUCUCUCUCUCUCUCUCUUAUUAAUCCAUCCGUAGAUUUAUAAAUUCAACGAUUCCAUAAAUAUUUGGAUGUGUACAUCCUUACUUCGGUAGAUCUCUAGAUCCGCCAAUAGAAAUCGUCAGCCGCUUAAACAAAUCCUUCACAUAUAAAUUUGUCGUUUCAUCCAGCUUGGCUGCACGAGAUAUCGAUGAGACGAUAAACUAGUUUUUCGCGAACGAUAGUUGAAGAAAGUCAACUCAUAUACUUUCUUGAAUAACACAAAUGCGCGCGCAUUGGAAAGUGGAAGGAAGGUAAUUAUCAAUGGAGACAUUGAAGGCGAAGAAACGACCGUGGAGAACCGAAAACCGCGUUACAUAUCCAAAUAGUAUGCAAAAAACGAUUAGUCCAUAUAUAGAGCAAUUAUGAAAGGGUAAUCAAAUAGAUAUUUAAUCGAGCAUAUACCGUUCACAAGGUUUACUCAUAUGCAGUGUUACAAAGGCGAAACUUGAAGGUCGAAACCAAAAUUAUUCAUUGAUAUGGAUUAUUCGGUUCUUGCAUCGUGUUAUUUUUGCAUGCUAGUGUCACACGAUCUCAUUCACAUGCAGGAUUUCAAAUGUAGCCGAAAUAAAUUAUAAUGAAUUUAAGCUGCA
Molecule: messenger RNA, 4538 nt
Organism: Wasmannia auropunctata (little fire ant)
Lineage: Eukaryota; Metazoa; Arthropoda; Insecta; Hymenoptera; Formicidae
Gene: Schip1
Biological process (GO): positive regulation of hippo signaling
Cellular component (GO): plasma membrane; cell junction
Source: RefSeq, a predicted model, not a curated record